CAUGUUUACUUGCAUCAUGCCAUGUUAUAAACAGUCUCGUCAACGAGAACCAGGGUCAUUAAACACAAAGAAGAAGCUAUAAACAGUCAAGCCUAAGGCGUAACGGACAUAAUUUUAAAGUUCAAGAAAUUUGUAAGCAUGACCGACAACAAAAAUGAUAAGACGAAAGUCGAUCUCGGAUUGCUCGAAGAAGAUGAUGAGUUUGAAGAAUUUCCCGCGGAAGAUUGGACCGCAAAGGAUGAAGACAGCGAUGAUAUUAGUGUCUGGGAGGACAAUUGGGACGAUGAUGAUGUUGAAGAUGACUUCAAUCAACAGCUGAGGCUGUUAAAUUCCAUCUCGGAAAAAUGCAAUGUCUUUGGACUCGAUAAAGUCGUGAAGCUAUUUUCAGAUCUCAUCCAUUGAUUGGAAAGCACAACUAGAGAAGCAGAA
Messenger RNA from Acromyrmex echinatior (Panamanian leafcutter ant), 429 nucleotides. RefSeq names its product Suppressor of exocyst mutations 1 (gene Sem1). Gene Ontology annotation, biological process: proteasome assembly; double-strand break repair via homologous recombination; mRNA export from nucleus. The record is from RefSeq and is a predicted model, not a curated record. Gene Ontology annotation, cellular component: proteasome complex; proteasome regulatory particle, lid subcomplex. Lineage: Eukaryota; Metazoa; Arthropoda; Insecta; Hymenoptera; Formicidae.